AUGAAUGCCCUCUUCAUUCUUCCAUCGUUGUUUGCUCUAAGCAUCUCUAAGGCAGUGAUUCCAGAGUCAUCUGUGGUAGGUAUCGAGUUCAAAGAACAAAAAGCUGCAAGCACUUCCUACGCAUACGCUGUCGAUCUAGAUAGACCUGUAUCCUUGGCUGCAUUUUCCUGCAUGAAGAAAGCCGGCUACAAGACGGCAAUUAUAAGAGCUUAUGAUCCUGCGGGAUCUGGCAGAUUUGAUGUCAACGCUGUAAGCAACAUUCGUAAUGCUAAUCAAGCUGGUCUCGGAACUGAGGUUUUCAUGACACCACUUCUCCGUUCAAGUAAAAAAGGCAGCCAACAGUUCAGAGAACUCUAUGAAGGGCUCAAAAACGGCAAAAUCAAUGUGAAAACAGUAUGGCUGCAGGUAUCAUUACAGUAUCCUUGUCCAGAUUGCUGA
This is a messenger RNA of Strongylus vulgaris, 438 nucleotides long. The record is from the annotation of a GenBank genome assembly. NCBI's taxonomy places the organism in Eukaryota, Metazoa, Nematoda, Chromadorea, Rhabditida, Strongylidae.